Messenger RNA from Penicillium expansum, 405 nucleotides. It is a transcript of the gene tpcK, whose product is annotated as decarboxylase tpcK. The transcript has 3 exons. Bases 1 to 405 code for a protein of 134 amino acids. Gene Ontology annotation, molecular function: oxidoreductase activity. NCBI's taxonomy places the organism in Eukaryota, Fungi, Ascomycota, Eurotiomycetes, Eurotiales, Aspergillaceae. The record is from RefSeq and is a predicted model, not a curated record.
AUGACAUUCGUUGAGCCCGAAAUCCUGGAGCAGCCGUCUGGCGCAACAACCGGCAUGUAUCUCUGUCUGACCAUCUGCGGGUAUCGCAAGCCUGGCAUGAGUGAGGAAGACUACCGCAACCACAUGGUGAAUAUCUCGGCGCCAAUGACUAAGGGCCUAAUGGUCAAGUACGGGGUGAAAAGGUGGACUCAGAUGGCCAAUGUUGCCGACUUUGACUGCUUCAGCCAGGUAGUGUUCAAGGACAUUGAUGACUACAAACGGAUGAAACAAGACCCAUGGUACAAGGAGCAUCUUGUUGGUGAUCACGAGAAGUUCGCUGAUACCAAGAGGAGUAUGAUGACUAUAGGUUGGGUUGAGGAGUUCGUGAGAGAUGGGAAGGUCGUUGAUGGCUUCAAGGACUGCUAG